This is a messenger RNA of Juglans regia (Persian walnut), 4451 nucleotides long. Its product is annotated as calponin homology domain-containing protein DDB_G0272472. NCBI's taxonomy places the organism in Eukaryota, Viridiplantae, Streptophyta, Magnoliopsida, Fagales, Juglandaceae. The record is from RefSeq and is a predicted model, not a curated record. The transcript has 8 exons. The coding region runs from base 313 to 4197 and encodes 1294 amino acids.
UAUCAUCCAAACAGCCACAUUCAGAGAAGGGAGGAAAAUCUCUCUGUGUCUCUCUCUCUCUCUCUCAAUAUAUAUAUACACAUAUAUCUGUUAACGCCAUUGUUUCGCUCGUUUGUCGUUCUUGGAACCCUAAGAUCCACGAGUCGACUGCCCCGCAUUGGCGUUUCAGAUUCGCUCAUCUUGCUCUCGAUCUGUUUAUUAUUGCAUCCUUUGGAUCUCGAAUCUCCAGCUUCAUUUCUGGAAGAUCACUAGUGUUGUCGUGGUGUGAUCGUGAUCGGGGGAUCCCGCGGGAUUUGAGAUUAGUCUGUAACAAUGACAGCGGAUGUGGAUGCGCAUGGUGUUGGUGAGGUCUCUGAGGUUCCAAACGGUGACGUGGAGGAGAAGUGUAGCUUGCAGGAUCUGCACAGAGAGAACAACGGGGUUAUGAUUAUUAAUGGGAGCAAUGCGAAUAAGGAAGAUGCCGACAGCUCUUACGUUUUCGUGGGCGUAAGCGACGCCGUUUCUGGCGAUCACGUUGAGCCGUUGGAUCUCAAUGGGGGGCACGUCGAGAAUCUUGGUUCCGGUGGGGUUGUCAAAUUGGACGUGGUUGAGAAUGGGGAAUGUAAUCAGAACAAGGGCGGUGGUGGCGGCGGUUCAGAGGAUUCGCAAUGCGAAAUCGUGGAGGGGCAAUUGGGAGGGAGCGAUGGUCUUGAGGAGGAGAAUGGGACUGAGGAUGUUGGGGAAUCUGAGGCACAUCCGCAGCCGCAGCCUCAGCGGCUCGAGGUUGAAGAGAAAAUCAAGGUCGAGGAGUCUUCUGAGGAUGUUGGAGAGACUACGAGAUCACAUCCUGUGGUUUCGGGUGUUUCUGCGUCUGAAUUAUGCGAGUCGUCGAUGCAGGUCCAUGAUGGCAAAACUGAAGUUAAUAAUUUCGACUCAACUGCUGUGUCUGAGCUGCAAGAGAUUGAUGGAGAAGACGCUAAAGUUGAUGAGGAUAAGAAUCCAGAUUUGUCAACAGACGGCAAGGAAAACUACGAAUCUCGGGAUAUGGUUACUGUGGGUGUUCGAAACUAUUUGGAUCGGGAGAAGGAAGCACCAGAAUUGGAGACCAAUGAGAUUCCUCCGGAAGGUGGUGCACCUGGGGCCCUUGCGGUAGACUUGGAGCAGAAUGCGAAAACUGCUCCUUUUCCUGUCACUGAUACGGAGUUAGUAAAUGAAGUUGGCAAUAAUGGUCCUGUCUGUGAUGAAAAUGGGGAUGGCUUGCCUAUCAACCACACUGAAGAAGGCCCCUCAGAAACCUUCGAUCCCAUACAAAAAACGGCUGAACAAAAUGGGUCAGCUGAAAAUGCCGAAAGCUUGCCCUUGCCCUCCCCCCCAAUUGUUUGUGAGAAUGCAGCUGCUAAGGACAUUCCCAUGGAAGCGAACUCGGGCGAAUGUGAGUUGGGCUUGGAGCAGAGUUCAAAAAUAGAAGUUGUCUCUAGUGAAAAUGAGGAUUGCUUGCCCAGUGAUCAUGAUCAAGAUAGCAUUUCAGAUAGCUUUGUUAAUAAUGAAUUGGUUGGUAGCAUUCAAAACGCCCCUGAACAAAAUGGGUCUUCUCAAGAUGUGGAUUGCUUGCCUGCCUCUGUUGUGUGUGGGAUUGUACUUCGAGAAAGUUGUGAAAAUUUCCCUACUGCUCCUGAUGAUGAUUCGGUAGUAGAAAAGGAUACUGGGAAUGAGGAGGCUUCUCCAACUCCUGAAAAGUUUUCAACUUGUGUUGCUGAUGAUCAGAGGCCAGAGACUGGAGUUGAAAACUUAGGUACAAAUGAAAGUGAAAGAUCAGAUUCUUGUCCCGCUGAUCAUACAAAAUUAGAACUCGAGGCUGAAGAUAAACCUGAUGAAAGCAUUGAAGCUGAGAAUGGUCCGGAUGAAAAUAUUAAAGCUGAGAAUGGCCUUGAUGAUGCCAUUUUAAGUAGCCAUGAGGCCAAUGAUGCGAAGUCAGAAACUGAUACAGGUUCUGUUGUCAUUGAUUCAGACGAAAAAGUAUCCGACUUUCCAACUGAUGCCCUGAAGGAAGGAUUCGAAGUUUCAACUGUGGUCAUUGAUUGUGAUGAUGGCCACCCUCAUUCUAUUGCUGCUACAGAGGUGGAAUCCCAUGUAAAUGGUUUGGUUGAAAAUGAAUUGUCUAAUACUGCAGGUGCUGAUGUGAAAUCAGAGUCUGAAGUUGAAAACCUGUCCACACUAAGUAGCAGGGAUAUGCCCUGUGAUGAUGGUAUUGAAUCCGAUUCCAAGGUUCAGGAUGGCUCAGCUACUUCGACAGAAAGUGCACUUAACUGUGUGUCAGAUGCUGUACAUGUUGAAGAUGGAGUUGAUCAGUUAACUGGUACAAAUAGUGGUGACAAACCAACAUCUCAAGUAGCUGAGGGCACCACCUGUAUUCAUGGGCAUGAAACCUCAACAACUUCUCCAGGAGGUUCCGCCUGUGAUGCUUUGGAAGGACAAAUUUCUGAGGUUGUCCAACACCCCUUCUACUAUUUAAUCAGGCUUCCAAGAUAUGAUGAAGAAAAUUUAAGAGAACAGAUUAAUCAUGCUCAGUUUCAAGUUGAUGAGAAGACUCAAAUUCGGGAUGCUAUUCGAGCUGAAAUCCAAAGGAAAAGGGCCACUUGGAAGGAGUCUGGUGAUCAUUUUAAAGCUACCAAGUUGGAAGAGAGAGCUGCACGAGACUUGCUUAAGUCCAAACGCCAGGAGAUGGAUUCUGCUCAAUCUGUGAAUAACAGAGUGAAGAAUUCAAUCUCUGUUGAGGAUAUUGAUGCCAGGAUACGUAAUAUGGAACAUGCAAUUCAACAUGAAACCCUGCCUCUGAGUGAAGAAAAGCAGUUGAUUCGUGAAAUCAAGCAACUGAAGCAACUUCGUGAAAAGCUCUCUUCUGAUAUGGGUAGGCAGGAUGAUGUUCAGUCGGCUUUAGAUCAGAAAGAUGAAAUUGAAGCACGUUUGAAGUUUCUGAGAAAGGAACUCGAUAUACUCAGAGACAAUGUCCUGAAAGCUGAAGCUGUCACUACAGCUGCAAAAAAGAGGUAUGAUGAAGAAAAUGAAAAGUUCAAUGAAUUAUAUGCUCAGUUUAAAGCAGCGGAUAAUAUUCGCCAAGAAGCAUAUGCACAUUUACAGAGCUUGAAGAAACAGUUGCAUGACAAGAACAAACACUUUUGGAAGUACAAGGAUGACGUUAGGGCAGCUACUGAUUUAGCAUCAGAGGGCAAGAGGGAGGAACUUCAAAGACUUUGCAUUAACCAGACGGAGAAAGUUAUGGAACUAUGGAACCAAAACGAUGAGUUCCGGAAGGAAUAUAUCAGGUGCAACACUAGGAGCACAUUGAGGAGACUGAGGACACUGGAUGGCCGGUCACUUGGUCCGGAUGAGCAGCCACCUCUAAUUCCCAAGGUGGUUUAUGAAAGGGUGGCCAAGGAUAAGCCUGUGUCCCUGCCGUCGGCUGUGGAACAAAAGAAACAAAUUGUGCAAGUGGAAACUGAAAAAGUGAAGCUAUUUUCUGAUGAGAAAGCUGUGGAACAAAAGAAACAGACAACUAAUAUAUCUGAAAAGCCUGUAAAACCUGCUCCUUUGGGGAAUGGCUUAGCAAAUGUUUCUAGCAAAGAUGAGAUUAAAGAGAUAAGAGAAGAAAAGCCUAAGCAAACAAAGGAGGAAGAGGAGUUGGCCAGGAAGAUGGAGGAAUUGAGAAGAGAAGAGGCAAAAGCGAAGUUGAGGGAGCAGCAUUUGUUGGAGGAAAAGGCCAAGGCCAAGGAGGCCCUUGAGAGGAAAAAGCGAAAUGCUGAAAAGGCCCAAGCCAGGGCUAUGUUAAGAGCACAGAAGGAAGCUGAACAGAAAGAGAAGGAAAGGGAGAAGAAAGCAAGGAAGAAAGAUAAAAAGAAGGUGGCCACAGUAGCAGUAGAGGCUACUGAUGGUGCUAAUGAAGGAGAAUCUGCUCCAAGCUCGGAAACUCCAUUGGAAACUCCCAAGGAGUCUGAAACUGGAGAGAAUACCAUGACGGUAGCAAAGAGGUCUAAAAAACCAUCACAAUUUACUAAGCAGAGCAAAGCAAAAUCAAUUCCACUGCCUCUUCGCAACCGCACUAAGAGAAGGAUGCAGCCAUGGAUGUGGGUCCUCCUGACCGCUCUGGUUGUUUUUGCCUUGUUCUUGGUGGGAAACAGCAGCUUCUUGUUUGAUCUUGGGUUGCAAAGGUUUGGUUUCUAAAUACACAGCUUAAUACAUCAUCAUUAUUAACUAGGUAUCCUAUAGAGGUUGGGUGAGAGAUUACCGUAGAUAAUAUAUAUAAGCAAUUCUUUCUUCCCGGGAUUUGUUUUCUGCUAGUGAUAUUCAGUUAUGAUAAGUGGCUUUUUAUUUUUCAUACUCCACACUAGGUUUGGUAUUCUGUUAAUUUCUUUUACAAAGAACAUAUACUUUUGCCCAAGUGUUGCUUCUAUUAGUAUAUUAAUUGAAUUUGAUAA